Messenger RNA from Sphaeramia orbicularis (orbiculate cardinalfish), 1474 nucleotides. RefSeq lists its product as uncharacterized. NCBI's taxonomy places the organism in Eukaryota, Metazoa, Chordata, Actinopteri, Kurtiformes, Apogonidae. Gene Ontology annotation, biological process: cell surface receptor signaling pathway; negative regulation of T cell proliferation; cellular response to lipopolysaccharide. The transcript is spliced from 4 exons. The record is from RefSeq and is a predicted model, not a curated record. Gene Ontology annotation, cellular component: external side of plasma membrane. Bases 158 to 961 code for a protein of 267 amino acids.
UGCUUCAUCCAUGAUGUGCAUUCCAGGGCAUGUCUGUCCAUGCUCAAGGCAAAUCCAACACCAUACAGGCUGCUUUUCCUGGAAGACAGUGAGUAGAGUUUCAUAAAUGAAGCUGGAGCACCUUUAGUGAAAUAGAAGUCAGUUAACCUUGGCUCAGAUGAGGAGCAACAUGAUGAGAGCACUGGGUUUGUCCUCAGGUGUGAGGACACAGAAGGGACCUUUUGGCUGGAUUUGCAUCAUCUGGUUCAUUUCAGCUCUUGACGUUACUGUUGGCGAUGAUGUAGAGGUGAACAUUACACCUACAGUGGUGGCCAAGUGUGGAGACAAUGUGACUCUGACAUGUGAGUUCCCUGUAAUGGACAUAAGGAACAUUAUGGAGCUCUACUGGAUGCAGCAUGGGAAUUAUCUGUGUAAAUCUGGGGAAAGUCAAUCAGCUAAUGAGACUCAGUUUCUGUGUCACAACACAUCAGAGGUCAACGACAAUUCGAUUUUAAUUGUUUUCAAUUUGACCAUCAUGAAAAUAAUGCCAACCAACAUGGGCCAAUACUUCUGCAAGAUGCGCUCCAGAACAGGAUCAGACAGCAGAACCACUGUAGUUGGACUAUAUGAAUGCAUUGAAGAAUCUCACCACAGUGUUAGUGAGUCUGAGGCUGAGUGCACCUUCAGUGGCGUUUACCCCCCAGGCCAAGUCAACUGGACCCUUGGAGACACUGAACUGACAGACGUCAUCACUACACAAAAGGAGGAAGCUGAUGGUCGGUUCACAAUCAAGAGUAAAGUCAAAAAACAGAAAGCAAACACAAAUGAGCUUUAUACCUGUUCACUGUUGCGGUUCAUUUACCCCAGUGAACCGAUGCACGUGGUCAGCAAACUCCAAUUUUCAGGGAGUGGUGUGGUCAAACUGACAUGGAUCUGCAUGUUGGUGGAAAUGCUUCUACUGAUACUUGUAAUUCAGUUUUAGUUUGAUGGCAUUUGAGCUGCAAAACUGGAAUCUGACUAGAAAAACAACGACAAAGAACAAGGCAGGGAAAAAAUUUGCAGGAGGGGAGUUUAGUUCUGUGGAAAAUACUCCAACUACUAAUGUUGUUUGUUAUUGUGCAGAGAACAGCAUGAUAAGAGCACGUCUUGCACUGAAAAUCUCUCAAACUAACUCUAUAAAUUGACCAAUUUAGUGAGUGAUUGAUGGGAACUAUGCACUGUUCCAGCCUUAAAUGGAAGAUUAUUUUAACAAGCACUUUUCCAAAAUAAAUGCCCCAUGUGAUGGCAGCACAACAUUAAGUGUGAACUCACAGAGUGUGUGUUUGACGGAUGGAUAACUGAGUUGGAGGUUUUGGAGGACUGUUUAAGAGGACUUCAACUAAUAAAACAAGUGGUGGCAGGCACAACAAACCCCACCCCUUGCAUGUAUUGUAGCUUAUUUUGGUAUUGAUCCAGCUGAUGUCAUCAUGUCUAUGCAUGUGCUCAGUUGUCGCUA